AUUGAAUUCAACUGAAUUCAAUUAUUCAAAUUAAAACCUUCUCGACCCAUUCCACUGUUGAUUUCUCCCUCGCCGAAACCCUCGCCGUCGUCGAGCUCCAGCGCCGCGGCCGUCGUUCUCGAGCUCAGCGACCCUUCCUACCCACUCGUUCUGCACUUCCGUCGUUCUCGUUCUCUAGUUUCUUAUCGUUUGCCUACAAAUAUGCCAAUCGCUCAGACAAUGCCGUGACGGAGUGAAGGAAUAGCAUCACCAUCUUUGAUUACUGAAGACCUGAAAACUAUGGACCUUGCUCUCCUUGCGCGACUGCAAAACCAGCUCUCUUCCUCUUCUGCCGACUCACCUCGUUGCCUCAGGGCCCUUUCCUUGGCUCGAUCUCUCCUUACGCACCCCGAUUCCACUGAGAACACUCGCCGCUCCAUCGUUGACAUCCUCAUUGGCUCCCUCCGCCACCGCGCUGACGACUCUACCAUCCUCCGUUUGAAACUCAAGAUCCUUGGUGAUGCAGCCAUGCUAUCCCGAGAAUUCGCCUCCGCCGUGGUCGCUGCUGUUCGUCCUUUCCUUGAUAGUUGCGACAACCUAGCGGCGGAUGCCCUUGCAACUCUUGUUUCCGCCGCGGAGGCACAUGCACUAUGUGCUGAUAGAGAAGCUGGUGAUAAAGGGGGAGGAGAGCUUCCUCUUAUUGCAUCCGUCUUAAACGGCGAUAUUCUUAUAUCGCUUGCUUCAAGCCCAAUUGCGGCUGUUCGGUCGGGGAUACUUGAUCUCUUGGUGAGGAGUGUGGAGGGAAUGCGUGGCGAUUUGUUUAGGCGUCAUCUAGUAAUCAGAAUUUUUCGCAGUCUUGUGAUGGAUCUCUACCCCUUGGUUAGGAGACGUGCGGUUGAUGGCAUGAUAGCUUUGCUAAGGUAUGCCGGUGGUGGCAUUGAUAGUUUGGACGUGGAGCAUUUUUUUGAUCGUGCUGUUGAGCUUCUCAAGGACGAAGCGGAGGUAGUGAGAUUGGUUGCUGUUCGAUUGAUCAGCGAAUGUGGGGAGAUUUUUACUGCCAGCCAACAGGGUGCUGAGCAUAGUGACCAAAUGACUAUGAUAUUUGUUCAGCUUGGUUCAAUGGCAAGAGAUAUGUGUGUGGAAGUUAGAUAUGAAGCUUUUAUUGCUCUUGGGAGAGUAAGACUAGUACAGGAGAAUGUCCUGUUACAGUCUCUCUCCAAGAAAAUAUUGCGCGCCAAGAGUGGAUCUCAUGUUGAAAGUUCUGUCAAUGGAACUAAAAUUUCAUUGCAAUCGGCUGCUGGCAUUUUUGUGCACGGGAUUGAAGAUGAGUUUUACAAGGUACGGGAAGCUGCCUGUAGAUCAAUGGGAAAGCUAAGUAUUUCCUCCGCCCAAUUUGCUAAUGAGGCCAUAAACUUGUUAAUGGAUAUGUUAAAUGAUGAUACAGAGGUGGUUCAAUUACAAACUUUGCAAACACUGUGUCAUAUGGCAACUUGUAACAGCCUAAUAAUACAGAGUAAACACACGCAAAUGUUUCUUUGGCUGUUAUCAGAUAUUAAUGCCUCGAUAAGAUGCAAAGCAAGGAAACUGCUUCAGCUAGUGAAGUUGCCUGAUCUUGUGACAUUCACUAAAGCAAUUGAUUCUCUCAUCACCAAUUUAGAGACAUUCCCAGAGGAAGAAAAAGAUAUCUUCUUUGUUCUUUUCUUUCUUGGUAAGAAUCACAAGAAGUUCUCGACUAAGGUAGCUAAAGAAUUUGCGAAAAAGACAGAUCUCUCAUGUGGAGAGCUGAUCUUAGAUAGUCCUGGGGCAGCAGCAAAGUUAGUGUUAAUCAUCUCAUCAUCUUUCUUCAAUGAACAGCGAACUACUGAUAUACCUGCGGUUCUGUUUUCUUAUGCAGUUCCUCUUUGUGGAAGAAUUGCCUCAGCUCUUAGAGGUGCUAUAAGCCAAGAUUCCCUUGUUGCUUAUUUAUGCUCUCAAAGCAAAGAAGUCAAUAAGUUAUACAGUUCUGCUGGCCCAGUUGAUUUCACAAUGUUUGAUUUUGCUUUCAAGGGAAAUACAUUGGAUUUUAGCGAGAUAGUAACAUUCCCUGAGCAACUGCAGGACAGCAGUGAGCUGUUGAAUGAUGAAAUAAUGCACUCCAUUAAGCUUAAUUUGAAAACUAUUGGUGAAGCCUGGCCCUUGAUCAAGUCACAUCAGCUACAUAAAGUGCGAAGCUUGUUAAGGGAUUGCAAAGAAGAAUUAGAAACCAUUGCUUUGGAUGUUGACCAAUCUGCUUGUGGAUUUUUAGACUUUGUAUCAUUGUACAUUGAGGCAAUCCAUUUGAUUGCUGAAGUGUGGGAGAGGUGUCUAUCAACUGGAUCUCACUUUAUGGGUAUGACGGCACUGGAUAUCAAACUGGAAAAGUUAGACUCAAAUCUCAAAAGAUUGAGGAAUGCCUUCUGUGAUCUGCAGAGCGACGAAGAGUGUCAUGUUCUAGAGUUGACCUUACUUAGUUAUGCUUUUAGACUCACCGAGAUUGGGGUACACCCUGAACCUAUAUUCGCAGAGCUGAAAUCUAUAAUUUUGCGCUUGGAGUUCCUUUGUGAAGGAUCAUCUAAUCUUUCUGCUUUUGCCAAAGAAGUCAGGCGUGUUUGCAAUGGAUGCACAACGGAUACAGACUUCCAUCCACAUGUGUUCCGAAAGAUGGUGGAACUCUUCUAUCCUCAAAAGGUGACAUAUUCUGGAAGAUUCAAACAGAAAAAAGCCGAAGUUCGAGUUAUAGGAAAUGAUUCAGAAAACCCUCUGACUUUUAUUCCAGGACUACCAGUUGGCAUCCCCUUCCACAUAACUAUAUACGAGGUUUUAAACAAUGACAGGCUCUGGAUCUUAAUGGAAAUGGGCAAGUCAAUUAACUAUGUCUUCCUUGAUCUAAGCCAAUUCAAAGGAUCUGAGGCAAAGAGAAACCAGACUCUCCAUGUUCCAUUUUAUGGAACUCCAAAAGCACCAUCCUUUUCGUUGAAAGUUUAUAUAGCUAUGGAGUGUCCUGACGAUCCCACAAACCAGAAGAGAGGUCAGGGCGGGCCAAUCAACAAUUUGGCUAUAAUAUCUAUCGAAAAUAGUGUUUAUUUUGUUAACGUCAGUAACAAAUGACACACUGGAGCCUAAGCUUGGACUUGCUGCUCCAUUUCUCCAUAUGUUUAGUGUGAUGAGAAAAUGUGAUCAGCCAUCAGCGACCCAGUAUGGCAUUAUGCAGAAUUUAUUCAUUUACUCAAAGAACACCACUUAAGGGAUGUUUAUCUUCCCGACAUUUGCAACCUAGGAUUCCCAUUUAUCCAAGAGCUGCAAUAAUUUACAUCAACCCAAAUACUUGCAGAGUGGUGUGAGGCAAGUCCUAAAACUCGGUAUGAGAUUCUUUCAUAUGUCCAUGAGUGCAAGCAAUGCUUCAGCUUUCUAUUAGAGGAUGCCCAUUUCGUCAUGGUUGAAGGAAUAUCAUGCUGACUUCUAUUUACCUGAUACCAGUACAUCUAUCCAAGAUCUGCAAUAAUUUACAUCAACUCAUAUACUUGCAGAGUGAUGUGAGGCAAGUCCUAAAAUUCGGUAUGAGAUCCUUUCAUAUGUCCAUGUGUGCAAGCAAUGCUUCAGCUUUUUAUUAGAGGUCCAUUUCAUCAGGGUUGAAGGAAUAUCAUCAGCAAAGCUACAAUCCGCUUAGAGGAACUCAGAUUUUAGAGAAGAGCCCUCCAUAGGAAACACCAGAGCUGAGAUGGUUCAUAGGUUAAAGCUGUAAUCUUUACUAUGUUAAUUAACCAAUUAGAUUCAAUUAAAUCCUCAAAUGUAUCAUAAUGGCUCAGGUAUAUCCUAUGGAGGUUCCUUUUUCAAACGUUGAUUUUUUUUUUUUGCAACUUCGAGUUGUAAAAUAGAGUAUGUAUACGGCACGAUAUGUUAAUUAGAGGUGGUUAUGGGUUUAGGAAGGCUGUUUUCUUAUUAUUGUAA
Messenger RNA from Zingiber officinale, 3945 nucleotides. RefSeq names its product protein SIEL-like. Lineage: Eukaryota; Viridiplantae; Streptophyta; Magnoliopsida; Zingiberales; Zingiberaceae. The record is from RefSeq and is a predicted model, not a curated record. Gene Ontology annotation, cellular component: endosome. Gene Ontology annotation, biological process: intercellular transport. The coding region runs from base 280 to 3105 and encodes 941 amino acids. The transcript has 8 exons.